UUAGCAUGCUGUGAGAGUGAGAGAGCCAAAACUGUGAACACUGCUUGGAGCUUGGGUUUGGGGUCGACACUCUACUAGCAAUAUAGAAGUAUUACAUACAUGAGUCUUGCUGAGUUUCUCGAACAUUCGUCAUCGAUUUGGCAUUGAAUAUUGCUCUUAUUCCAUAGUAUUUGAGUGUUUUCGAAAAAGUUCUUCGGUUUACUUCAUAAUGGUUUCUUUGAAUCCAGUACGGAUUUUGAAGAAUGAAGCUGGAGAAGAGAAAGCUGAAAUUGCAAGGCUAAGUUUAUUUGUUGGAGUUAUAGCCAUUGGAGAUCUGGUAAAAUCUACUCUUGGUCCUAAAGGAAUGGACAAAAUUCUCAUAGCACAAGGCAGAUCUGCAGGACAAGUACAAGUGACUAAUGAUGGUGCUACAAUUCUAAAAAGUAUUGGAGUAGAUAAUCCUGCUGCUAAAAUUUUGGUAGACAUGUCACGUGUCCAGGAUGAUGAAGUAGGAGAUGGCACUACUUCUGUUACAGUUCUGGCAUCUGAAUUGUUACGAGAAGCUGAGAAAUUGAUAGAAAACCAAAAGAUUCAUCCACAAACUAUAAUUAGUGGUUGGAGAAGUGCUGCAAAUGUAGCUGUAGAAGCUCUGGCAAAUGUAGCUACGGACAACUCCGCAGAUCCCGAACGUUUUCGAGAAGACUUAUUAAAUAUCGCAAGGACAACAUUGAGCUCAAAGAUCUUGUCUCAACAUAAGGAACACUUUAGUAAACUCGCAGUUGAUGCAGUGUUGCGUCUUAAAGGUUCUGGAAAUUUGUCUGCAAUACAAGUCAUAAAAAAACGCGGUGCAACACUCGCUGAUUCAUUUUUGGAUGAAGGUUUCUUGUUAGAUAAGAAGCCCGGUGUUCAUCAACCACAAAAAGUUACCAAUGCGCGCAUUCUCAUUGCCAAUACAACUAUGGAUACAGACAAAAUUAAGGUUUUUGGCUCUAGAGUUCGCGUUGAUUCGAUGGCAAAAAUAGCAGAGUUAGAAGCCGCAGAAAAAGAAAAAAUGAAAAAUAAAGUUGACAAGAUCUUAAAGCAUGGAUGCAACGUUUUUAUUAAUAGGCAACUAAUUUACAAUUAUCCCGAGCAACUAUUUGCUGACGCUGGUGUAAUGGCUAUUGAACAUGCAGACUUCGAUGGUAUUGAGAGAUUAGCACUUGUUACUGGCGGUGAAAUAAUAAGUACUUUCGAUAAUCCGGAGUUAGUCAAACUCGGAAGAUGUGACCUUAUCGAGCAGGUCAUGAUAGGAGAAGAUACACUUUUGAGAUUUUCUGGAGUUCCACUAGGUGAAGCUUGCACUGUUGUUAUACGCGGCGCAACCCAACAGAUUAUUGACGAAGCUGAGAGAUCGCUACAUGACGCUCUCUGCGUCUUAGCCGCUACAGUGCGCGAGUCAAAAAUAGUUUACGGUGGUGGAUGCAGCGAAAUGCUCAUGGCUUGCGCCGUUAUGCGAGCGGCUGCAGCUACACCGGGCAAAGAAGCGGUUGCAAUGGAAGCUUUUGCCCGAGCAUUACAGCAAUUGCCAACUGUCAUUGCCGAUAACGCCGGCUAUGAUUCGGCGCAAUUAAUUAGCGAACUGAGAGCCGCACAUAAUUCUAAUGCUCACACCAUGGGAUUAGACAUGGAACUGGGCAAAAUCGGUUGCAUGAAGCGAUUGGGAAUCACCGAAUCUUGGGUAGUAAAGAGACAAGUUCUUGUAAGUGCAGCCGAAGCAGCAGAAAUGAUAUUACGUGUAGAUGAUAUUUUGCGUGCUGCUCCUAGGAAACGCGUACAAGAUAGAGGACGUUGUUAAUGUGUUUUUUCUUUUCUUUUUUUUUUUUUUUAAUAAAAAGCUUUAUCUCUACUUUGCAAUUUCUUACAAAUCUUUUAUAUACAACAUAUAAACGACUCUUCUUCAAAUUAGAGUUAAUUAUUAAAUUAAAAGUAAGAAAAUAUUUCAAUAUUUUGUUUUUUUGACAAUGCUGUAAUCGAUGAAAGAUUGAUGUACUAAUUGUCAUACAUAAAAAGCAAAAUAUACUGUAGUCAUGUUGUGUCAU
Pseudomyrmex gracilis is the source of this 2060-nucleotide messenger RNA. RefSeq names its product T-complex protein 1 subunit beta (gene CCT2). Gene Ontology annotation, molecular function: ATP hydrolysis activity; ATP binding; ATP-dependent protein folding chaperone. The coding region runs from base 209 to 1816 and encodes 535 amino acids. Lineage: Eukaryota; Metazoa; Arthropoda; Insecta; Hymenoptera; Formicidae. Gene Ontology annotation, cellular component: cytosol; chaperonin-containing T-complex. The transcript is spliced from 7 exons. Gene Ontology annotation, biological process: protein folding. The record is from RefSeq and is a predicted model, not a curated record.